This is a messenger RNA of Aureobasidium vineae, 1032 nucleotides long. The record is from the annotation of a GenBank genome assembly. Lineage: Eukaryota; Fungi; Ascomycota; Dothideomycetes; Dothideales; Saccotheciaceae.
AUGUCGCUCCGACCGUCGCCCAUCUUGCGCCAAUUGGCCUCACUAUCCUCUCGCCCUCGCAUACAGUUACAAAGUACCCCGUGGAUCUGUCGACAAUGCCAAAAUUCCCGUCCCAUCCUGCAACGAAGACGCUACGCCAGUCAGCCCGCUGAUGAUCCAUCUUUCACUUCAAUUGUCGAUGUCCAACCUCAACUUGUUCGCGUUGGUGGCAGAAAACAUGGCUGGGGCCUGUUAGUCUUAGCCAUCAUCCCGAUCACUGCUUUCGCCCUUGGUUCAUGGCAGGUCGCGAGGCUAGGAUGGAAGACUGAACUCAUCGCCCGCUUCGAAGACCGCCUCGUGCGCGACCCUUUGCCUCUACCACCCAGUAUCGAUCCAGCUGCCAUCAAGGACUUCGACUACAGAAGAGUCUACGCCACUGGCAAGUUCCGCCAUGACCAAGAGAUGCUCAUCGGACCCAGACUUAAUGACGGCAACGAUGGCUACAUGGUCGUCACACCUCUCGAACGCCAGUUUGAAGGCUACUCUGGCAACACCAAAAUCCUCAUCUGCCGAGGCUGGAUUCCGAAAGACAAGGCGAGCCAACGUGCUAGACCCGAAGGCCUACCACAAGGCGAAGUCACCGUCCAGGGUCUGCUGAGAGAGCCGUGGAAGAAGAACAUGUUCACACCUGAAAAUAAGCCCGAACAGGGUGCUUUCUACUUCCCGGACGUUCAACAAAUGGCUGACCUGACGGGCAGUCAGCCUGUAUGGAUUGAAGAGACCAUGAAGCCUGACCUUGUCGAGUCCUACGACAGAGAAGCAAAGGGUAUUCCUAUUGGAAGACCAGCCGAGGUAAACCUUCGAAACAACCAUACACAGUACAUUUUCACAUGGUCAGUCUAUCGUCUCUCUUGUCACUGUCAUAUCCAUACUGACGUUAACGACUACCAGNNGUACUCUUUGGCUGCCGCUACAUCUGUCAUGCUCUGGAUGGUUGUAAAGAAGCCUGCAUCUCGUGCAGCUCGUAGAGUGCGCCAGUCGGGUCAAUGGUAA